Klebsormidium nitens is the source of this 705-nucleotide messenger RNA. The record is from the annotation of a GenBank genome assembly. NCBI's taxonomy places the organism in Eukaryota, Viridiplantae, Streptophyta, Klebsormidiophyceae, Klebsormidiales, Klebsormidiaceae.
AUGCAGAAUCUGGGUCUCCUUGUUGGGCGGGAAUGCUACAAGCGCUGUUCUUCGCUCGUCCAGUACUUCGGCCGGGCGGAUCUGGGAUUCGCGGCCCCCAGAAUUUGCCUUCUGAUGGAGUUUAUGCCACAGACAAUCGAGUCGCUCCUUGAUCCCCGUUCAUUUUGGCGCCUCGCAACGCCGCCCGCGGCCGCGCCGUGGCUCCUCGCGAUCGCCGAGGGUUUGAAGGUUUUGCACGACCAGAGCUGGGCGCAUGGGAGCCUCACUCCCGGCAAGGUUCUGACAUCAUCUGACGGAACAGUCGUGAAGCUGGGCGACUUUGGGAUGCGCUACAUCGUUGCGGAGCGACGAGACAGGGAAAGCUCAAAGACCGGAGCCCCCUCCGCGGGGGGGACUUCCGAGCUGGUGAAAGCACCGGGGGUUUGGGAGAUUGAGUGCGAAGAAGACGAGCCAGAUUUUAGCGCGGACAUAAUCGCGUUUGGUCGCAUGAUGGCGUACUUGGAACACCGAAAGUGCCCGGGGACAGAUACCAAGGACUACCAGGAUCUGAAAAACCUCUGCCUAGACGCGGCCGGGGGAUCCCCCUUGUCAAUCGACGGUGUCUUGAAAAUCCUUCAUAGUUUUGACGUAAGCUCGUCGAAAGAGAUGGUUGAGACUGAAGGAAGCGGGUCCUGUGAGAAAGGGGGUCAGGAUCAAAACUCCUGA